GCGCAUAGGAAGUGGUGUCGUCCGUCGUCAAUUUUUCAAGAAAAUAUUUGUUAUUGUACUGCAUUAAAGUACUUUUUCAAUGAAAACCCUCUAACUACUACGAAUUCACAAUUUAAUUUAAUUUACAAAUUAAUAAUUCUUAAUCACUCGUAGUAAAUCCGUCGUAUUUCAAUUGUUUUGAUGCCGUUCACCUAUAUUGAUUUAUCGUAUGCCAGUGACCUGUUUUUAGUAUUUGUAAUGUAUAACUCAUAAAUAAUUAAUCUAUCAUCAUUAGAAGCAACAGUACGGCUAAUUAGAAAUGAAGUUUCGAUUAUAAAUUCUUUGCAAGAAACCGUGAUGUGGUUGAACUUAGCGAGACCAGCAAGGGCCAGCAAUUUUUUAGUGUGAUAUCGAGUUUUAUAUUAUUUGGACCGUUCCAAAAGUUUUUAUAUCGUUAUGGUGUGUAUGUUCUACAAUGAUGACGCCUAUUGAGGAGAAGAAAGAUGAAAAGAUACGUACAGGCAUGGUGCAGGUCUCGGACGGCAAGUCCCGCCCGAGGCCGGCGCGGCUGGUACUCACGAUGGAUGCGGUGACCGUACAGCGCGAGGCCCCUGUGCCUGUGCAGCCGACCAAGGAUAAGAAUGUGCCACACGCCAGGGAGCGAAUGGUCCAAAUUACGCGGCAGAAGGUUGGUGGUUUGGGGCUUAGCAUAAAAGGUGGUGCUGAACAUAAGUUGCCUAUCCUCAUCUCGAAGAUUUACAAGGAUCAGGCGGCUGACCAGACCGGUCAGCUCUUUGUUGGAGACGCUGUUAUUAAAGUUAACGGAGAAUACAUAACGGCGUGCAAGCACGACGAUGCGGUGAAUAUUCUCCGGAAUGCGGGAGACAUAGUCGUGCUCACUGUGAAACACUACAGAGCCGCUACACCCUUUUUGCAGAAACAAGCGGACGGUGCGUCGGAUACAGACAGCAGUACAGGCGACGAUCAUCCUUCGCUACACAAUAAGAACGUAGACGCCAACUGCAACACUGAGAAGAACACCGAACAAACCAAUGGGGGUUGGCAGAGCGCGUGGGGCGAGUGCGAGGACAGUACGAGUUCCCGUCCGGGCAGCGCGACCGGCUCCGUCCGCGGGUCGCGGCCGCCCUCCGUGGCCUCCGACCUGCCCGGGGACACCAACCGGGACUGGGUCGACGUCGUCUCCGUUCCGUUAAUGAUGGGUUAUGUCACAAGGUACGUGUUGGGAACAGACAAAUUACGACCUGGCGCGUUUGAGGUUCGUGGUGCCCGACCUCAUCUAACUACGGGAGUGAUCCAUGCAGAAGACCCCGCAGCACUUUCACAGUGGCUCAAAAGUAUCUCCGACAACAUUGUAGGGCUUACCAAUCUACAGAUGAAGUUGUUCAACCGUCACUUCGGUCCGGGCGAGCGCAUCGAGUACAUGGGCUGGGUACACGAGGGGGUCGUACAGGCCCAGCAGCCCUGGCAGACAUACCGACCCAAGUUCCUGGUACUCAAGGGGACGGACGUCAUGCUGUUUGAUGUUCCACCAAUGUCGAGUACGGAGCUGGCCAAAUGUCCGGAGAGCCUGAAGGUAUACCAGACCAUGUUUCGUACGGUGAAGGAGAGUGAGACUGUGGAUUGGCGCCAGCACUGCUUCCUGGUCCAGAGCUCCGCCCCCGGGCCUGCAGGGGCUGCGCCCCCCGGCCCGAGGUACUUCAGUGCUGAGACACGACAGGACUUACUGCGGGUCGAGGCUGCCUGGACCACCAACAUCGUCAACUCUGUUAUACGACUCGGGAAGAAAACGUUUACGGUAGUCCACAUGGGCCGUGCGGCGGGACUGACGUUAGACUGGGCGGCUGGGUUCUCGCUAAGUGAGGGCACGCCUGGAGCCAAGCCUGUUUGGGCAUACCGGUUUUCUCAACUCCGAGGUUCCAGUGAUGAUGGGAAAUCAAAAUUAAAACUACACUUCCAGGACUCUGAGACCAAAGUUAUUGAAACAAAGGAACUAGAAUGCCAGAUCCUACAGAGCUUAUUGUUUUGCAUGCAUGCGUUCCUGACGGCGAAGGUAGCGUCUGUCGACCCCGCCUUCCUAGCGUCCAUACAACAGUCCAAUUAGAACCUUAUUUUAAUAACAACAAGGUCGGUGUUUGUUUGUUAUUUUGUAAAGUUAUGGGCACAAUAAUGGAUAACAUUGAUUUAUACAAAGUAGGGUAAUAUGUGAAUGGUCAAGAGUUAUGUAUCUUAAAUGAAUGAAUGUAACAGGUGUACGUGUGAUGUUUCAAGUAAAUGAUCCAUUAGUGUCCAUAACAAAACUGUUUGGUCUUACUCAAGAAUCUACGUUAUUU
Messenger RNA from Spodoptera exigua (beet armyworm), 2330 nucleotides. Lineage: Eukaryota; Metazoa; Arthropoda; Insecta; Lepidoptera; Noctuidae. The record is from the annotation of a GenBank genome assembly.